AUGGACGUGGAAGCUUUUGAGGCAUGGAUGGAGAAGUUUGGCAUCUGCCAAGAAGGUACCAUGGUGACCCAUUCCAGCGGCAACGGCGUGUCCGUCAUCAGCUCUUCUUCUAUCGCUCACCCAUCGCGAGGCGCGUACUAUCCUUCUCACUACACCACCGGCUGUCUCUCUGAAACUACAAAACAGUUGCAACAAUUCCCAAGGCUGCCAUUCUGUCGGUCCGCACAUGCUCGCUCACCUCGCGCAUCGCGCGGGUCCCCUACGGCCACGGCGCAACAUUGGCCCUCUCUUUCGCACUUUAUGGCAAAUACUCUACCAGACCUGUUUAAAUCCAGUCUAGAUGCGAUUGGACAAGGGCGCAGCGCAGAGGAGCUAGGGCCUGAGCUUGAAGGGAGCGCGCGAUCAUCGAAACGUGCACAGCGCUAUGGCAAGGCAUCCACGCGGAAGUGCUUCUCGGUCGACUCUGAAGGUUCGACUCUGCCACCGGUGCGGACGCAAAUCUAUCAUGACUGCCGAGCUACGCUCAAGCAACCCGCCUUUCUGAGAGUACACCCCUCGCCCUGCCUACUGUCGGACACCAUAGACGCCUUCGAAUCCAAGUAUGUCCCCGAUUUCCCCAAGUUCUCAGUCCCUCCCCCCGCACGGUUCCCGUCCAACACCCACACGAUGUCCACCAGCUGCAUCACCCCGUACCGUGCGCCCGCUUCUGCUCCUGAACGCGACCUGCUCGAUGUUGCCGCGGCGCUCGACGCGGCGGACCUCGCGUUCCUGCUUGAGUACUGCGUCCGGCGGCGGGUGGAGGUGGACCCGGCGUGGGUGCCGGACGUGACGCCGGAGCUGGCGGAGCACACGGUUGGGAAGGGUUGGAUCGAGCAGGAGCCGUGGUUGGAAGCCACGGCCGCCGCGGGGUUUGUGCUGAGCCUACCACACUCAUGCCCUGUGUGCGGUGACGUCACGGAGCACAUGGCACAUCGCGUGACAACGGACAAGCGCCCUGCGCACUGGUCAACCGGUCAUUCCUCCGCCCCUCAGGACUAUGGAUAUCUUCAAGGGCGUCGCCCCUCCGUGCCGCCUUAUGUCAGGCAAGCGUGGUCGAAAGGAGGAGGCUCCCUGACUACGCAAGACUCAGCGGCCUCCACGACACAUUUGUUUGUGGAUGCCGACCGGGAUCCGUGGGUGCCUCAAUUGCGCUCUCGUUCCGUUGUGGUGCGAUCUGCCCUCAUUUUUGUGUUUCUCCGUGUGUGA
Messenger RNA from Epithele typhae, 1245 nucleotides. RefSeq lists its product as uncharacterized. Bases 1 to 1245 code for a protein of 414 amino acids. The transcript is spliced from 8 exons. The record is from RefSeq and is a predicted model, not a curated record. Lineage: Eukaryota; Fungi; Basidiomycota; Agaricomycetes; Polyporales; Epitheliaceae.